GAUGUGGAGCAGAAAGACAUCGAGGUAGCUCGGGAAGAUCAGGAACGGAUAAACAAAUUCAGUCGAUUGAACAUGAAGUACGAGGAGCUGGACGAAGAGAUUGUAUCCAUGAAGAGCGAGGUCCAAGCUUUCAAGGAUGCUGCAGAGGAGAUCGAAGGCUGCAUGGAAGAGAAUGGGAUCAUGAUGAAGGUUGGUGAGGCCUACACUUUGGUUGACGAGGAUUCCGUGCUGGAGAAGUUGAAUAAACAAAUCGCUGAUUCAGAGGCGUCCUUGUCCCAAAAGUCUGAUGAGAUUGAGAGUGUGAAAUCUGAGCUGGACGCCUUGAAGAAGGUGCUCUAUGGGAAGUUUGGCUCAAGCAUCAAUCUGGAAAAGUAGAGGCACGAGUGCGGCAGGAGGCCAUCGCUAUCGUAUUAUUCAGAUAGAACUUACUACUAGGAACAAGAAGCUACUAGGGGCUCCUGGAAUCGCCACCAGGAGCAAGGACGCUACUAGGGGCUCCUGGCCUUACUACUACGAACAAAGAAGCUAUAUACUAGGAACUUGAUGGCGUCCAGCAGUUUCUGAGGUCCCAGCUUACACGGGCACCCCCAAAGCGCGGAUUCGCUGAAGCCCUGUUUUCCUGUAAGCCUGUGUGUCUAUUGACGUCAAAGAAUAGUGUGCAACAAAGCUGCUUGCAAACUAGGAUAACACCAAAACUCCAAAGCCAUACAUUGACUGGUUUUCCUUCUCGACUGAUGGAAAAGCAAGUGUUUUUCACGAAGACGGCGCAGGGCUCUUGCU
Messenger RNA from Durusdinium trenchii, 780 nucleotides. Lineage: Eukaryota; Dinophyceae; Suessiales; Symbiodiniaceae. The record is from the annotation of a GenBank genome assembly.